CAUCUCUAGUGCCCUUGAAUUUAACGCGCUUACAAUGAAAACAGAAAAAAAUCAACAAAAUGAAAGCAAUGAAAACAACAUAAAAGAUGAGAAUGAUGAUAGUGAUAGCGACGACGAUGACAACGGCGACAGCGAGGAUGUGUUCCACUUUGAAACAGAGCACCUGGCGUUGCGUGGCAAUCAAUGCUACAGCAAUCUUUUGCGCACCAUAGCCACGCUACAGGCGCAACGGAUCCGCGUCCACCAGCAAAUUGAGGAACUGGAGAAGGCGCGCGAUAACUACCUGGAGAAUCCGCAACUUCUGCUGGACAGGUUGCGCAACAACGAGCCUUUGAUAUCGCCCCAUUAUUUAACUACGCUUCGUCUACCUGAGUUGCCCACAUUAAUGGUAAAUUCAGAUGUUAAAAUCGAGGCGCCUGCGGUCAGCUCUCAACCGACUGAGGAGGACAAGAAUAGUAAAAAUGGCCAUAAGAAUCAGACUCGAUUGUGGACAAAUGAGGAGCAGCGCCGCCUGGAGCAGCUUCUCAUUGAAUAUCCGCCCGAAGAGGUGGAAAUGCGGCGAUUCAGUAAGAUCGCCAAAGCUCUGGUAAAUCGCACGCCUCAGCAGGUGUUCAGCCGGGUGCAAAAGUACUUUCAGAAACUUCAUGAUGCCGGCAUGCCAGUGCCUGGCCGUUUACCCAAGUAUCGUCGCUCGGGCGGCCCACCACGUCCGAAGUUCAGCGUGCGCCGCUCAACAUUUUUCCCGGCACAGAAUAUAGAGAUACAAAUGCCCGAAGACGAGUACACUUUGGAUGAUCUUGUGCCUGUCGCGCCAUCACCACCGCCACCAUCACAAAUAAAAGUUGAACCAAAGCAGGAACCCGAUACACUUGAAACGGAGACGCGUCGUCAAAAGUUGCUGCAGCUAAAAAUACUAACAGCCAUACGAGACGAAAAGCUGCAAACAGAGGAUGGCUACAGUCCAGAUCCAUUGGCACCCAAGUGCGCCGAAUGCGAGGAGUCAGCCGUGACGCGUAAGCGUUGGCAUUGCAACAGUUGCUAUUGUUAUCUCAAUUUAUGCGGCGACUGUCUGGCCCAUCAAUUGGUCACCGAACAGUUUGAGCACAUGAGCCAUGAUGUGGUCGAGGAGCCUGAGAUAUAAUGUCAAUCACCAUACUCUAUUUAUAGAUCAAGUUUGUAAAUAUGGGUUUAUGCAGUUGCUUAGAUAAGUAUUAAU
Molecule: messenger RNA, 1216 nt
Organism: Drosophila arizonae
Lineage: Eukaryota; Metazoa; Arthropoda; Insecta; Diptera; Drosophilidae
Gene: Atac1
Product: Ada2a-containing complex component 1
Source: RefSeq, a predicted model, not a curated record